AUGCAAACAUCCGAACGAGACGCUGAGGCAACAUCGUCUAAAGCUUCGAAAGCCGAGUUUGCGAAGAAAUACGAUCAAGCAUUUGGAUUGUACAUCAAAACAGCAGAAUCUUUCUUACAUCUUAGCCGAACUAGUGCGGUUGAUGAUAAAACCAAACAGAAAUGGAAGACCAAUGCUGCUAAAGCUCUCGAAAGGGCAGAAAAGAUUAAAAGAUUCGUCGAAAAGUCUAGAGGCGGUUUAGUUGCAAUAUCGGAACAAACCCUCACCAUACCGGUUUCCGAAAUGAAAUUAACCCCCAUUGGAAUUGAUCACUUCUCACCUCAGGAGCAGUCGUAUGUACUCAAGAAGGGGAGUUAUGUCAAUGGUCUAUUCUAUCCCCUGUGGGAGGACCCAGUUGUGGUCAAAGGGGCACAAUCCUCGAUUUUUACCGAUCCAGACGGUCAACCUAAACUUUCUCCUGAACAAGAAAAGGUCUCACCGAUAUGGCGACGUCCACAAUCCGCUACAUCAUCAGCCACUAUGACAAAAAGGUGUAUACUUCCAGAGGAGAUUAUCCAGCACAUCGUCACAGACUGUUCCGUUUGCGCAUCUAUAUCUGUCUGUCUUGAACAUGGUCGAAGAUUUGGGACAUCUAACUCCCAUGUCAUAGAUGGCCGAUACGAUAUUCGAGUUUUAUUUAAUGGUGCUUGGCGUCGAGUGCUUAUCGAUGAUCGGUUACCAUUUCAUCCUGACUCAGGGAUGUUAAUGUGUAUGUCAGUCUUACCAUCUCUGGCGGAUGGUCAAAGUGGAAAUGCCUCACUCUUUCCGAAGUAUAUGAAGUUGAUGGGGGGUUACGAUUUCCCAGGAUCGUUAGUGAUUGUGACUACCUUCUGUUUUGUAUCAAUUUAUGCGCUUUUCAGUGCUUUCGCGGGUUGGAUACCUGAACAUAUUGAAAUCAAAAGCUCUACCUUUGAGAGGGAAAAGACAUGGGAAAGAUUGCAGAAAGGUUUUUCAGCUGGCCACUGUGUCAUUACACUUGGAACAGGCCCAUCUACUUAUACUCAGUGGCGGGACGUGUCAUUCCUUCCUUCACAUAGCUAUGCUGUGACAAAUGCAUAUGAAGCCGAAGAAGGUCGAAUGUUUACGGUGCUGGAUUCUUGGGUCCGAGAUAACGAUUCCGUGGAGGAACCAUCAAGGGCUCUACAGAUCCCUUGGUCUGACGUAUUGAACAUAUUUGAUGGAAUAUAUUUGAGCUGGGAUCCCAUGAUAUGGAAGAAAACCUUGACUUACCAUGGAAUGUGGAAACGCAAUACCGAUGAUGAUGAUGAAUCACGUCAAGCAUAUAUCGAAUUUUCCAACAGUGGUACUCAGGAUGAAGAAGUCUGGAUUUUAUUGACACGUCACGUCGUCAAUACACAUCAGACUUCAGAGUUCAUUGCUCUCCGUGUAGAGGUAGAGGACCAAAACAAAGAGUUAAAUGUUUCAGAAAACCAGAGGCUUCUUUUGACAAAAACCAGGACCCGUGUGCCGAAGUCUCAACGAUCUGGUGUUCUAUUCAUCUCUGCUUCAUGCGACGGUGAUGCCCGCGAGGUCGGCUUUACUUUGACAGCGUAUUCCAACCCCGGCAUGGAUAUAAAAUGGCUUUAUAAUAGAAAGACACCACCGUUCGCGGAAAAGGUAGAUGGGUCAUUUACUUCAAAAACAUGCGGCGGUAACUACACGUACUCGACGUUCAUGGCCAAUCCGCAGUACAGAUUGACUGUUUACCCGGCUCGAAACCCGGCUGAUAAUAGCAAGGCAAAGACCAUACUUACUCUCCAAACCAAAAGAGACAUUCCAGUCCAUAUAGCUGUGGUGUGGUCUCAGGGACGACGAGUUGCAGAUCUUACUUCAAAGGAUCUUGUAGGUACAUCUGGUGCCUACAAUUACGGGCAAGCAAAUCUAUCUCUUAACAUAACUGCCGGAGAAUAUACUAUUGUAGCUUCAGCAUUUGAACCCCAUUAUACAGGCCCUUUUUCAUUAAAAGUAUAUUCCUCUUUCCCGAUCGAUCUCAAGCCCAUACCGCAAGAAGGUGCUGGCAUGUAUAGUAAGAUUGUCCGUGGAUCAUGGGAGGGACAAACAGCGGCUGGUGGGUCAUCUUUCGGCAAAUACUCUCAAAAUCCCAUAUUCGAACUCGAGAUACCUUCUACGGCAAGAGUGAUAAUUCGGCUUCAGCUACUCCAACCAUCGACUGCCGUGGCCCUCAACCUUGCCAUUUAUCCAGGCUCGAAGGACGGAUUUGCGACAUCUUUUGAACGUCAAAAAUACUUAGCAACAUCAGGUCCAUAUGAUGACGCUAUCGCAGGCGUCGCAAUACAAUCCGCUACUCUUGCACCAGGAAAGUAUUAUGUUGUCCCCUCAACGUACAACCCUGGUGUAGAGCUCAUGUUCCGAAUGAUUGUUUAUUCCAACGUUGCCGGAUUCACUAUACAGCAAGUCGAAAGGCAGCGCACGAGCUAG
This is a messenger RNA of Psilocybe cubensis, 2478 nucleotides long. RefSeq lists its product as uncharacterized. Gene Ontology annotation, biological process: proteolysis. Gene Ontology annotation, molecular function: calcium-dependent cysteine-type endopeptidase activity. NCBI's taxonomy places the organism in Eukaryota, Fungi, Basidiomycota, Agaricomycetes, Agaricales, Agrocybaceae. The transcript is spliced from 21 exons. Bases 1 to 2478 code for a protein of 825 amino acids. The record is from RefSeq and is a predicted model, not a curated record.